AGUGUUUGGAAUUAGGAGGGAAUUAGAAUUAGUGAACUGGAAGAGUGACAGUUUGAACAAUUAAAUCUUUAUUAUAAAUUCAGAAGACUUAAAUUCAUGACUGGAACAUUUUGGACAAAAAUUUAUUUCAUUAAUCGGUACUCAGUGAUCAAACAUAAGAAGGUGACUGCAGUCCUUCAUAAACAGCCUGCAGUCUUCUGCUCUGUGAAUGUGAAACUCUGAGCAUUCGGACUGGAGAGACCAGUAAAAUAAAAUGGCUUCAAAGUUCUCAGUGGAGGAUUUCUCCUGUCCUGUGUGCUAUGAAAUCUUCAAGGAUCCUGUUUUACUGCACUGCAGUCACAGUGUGUGUAAAGUGUGUUUGCAGCAGUUCUGGGAGACCAAAGGAUCCAGAGAAUGUCCUAUUUGUAGGACAAAGUCAUCUCUAGAUAAACCUCCCAUAAAUCUGGCCUUAAAGAACCUGUGUGAGACUUUCUUACUGGAAAGACGUCACAGAUCUUCAUCAGGGUCUGAAACACUCUGCAGUCUGCACAGUGAGAAACUCAAACUCUUCUGUCUGGACCAUCAACAGCCGGUGUGUGUGGUGUGUCGGGAUUCAAGAAAACACGCCAACCACAAAUUCUGCCCCAUUGAUGAGAAAGUGACAGACUGUAAGGAGAAGCUCAAAACUGCACUGAAGCCACUACAGGAGAAACUAAAGAUCUUUACAGACUGUAAACUGAACUGGAGUCAGACUGCAGAACAUAUAAAGAUUCAGGCCCAACACACAGAGCAUCAGAUUAAGGAACAGUUUGAGAAACUUUACCAGUUUCUACGAGAUGAAGAGGCAGUCAGGAUCACUGCACUGAGAGAGGAAGAGGAACAGAAGAGUCAGAUGAUGAAGGAGAAGAUUGAUAAGCUGAGCAGAGACAUAUCAUAUCUUUCAGACACAAUCAGAGCCAUAGAAGAGGGGAUGAGAGCUGAAGAUGUCCUGUUCUUACAAAACUACAAGGCCACAGUGAAAAGAGCCCAGUGCACACUGCAGCAUCCAGAGGAGCUUUCAGGAGCACUGAUCCAUGUGGCAAAACAUCUGGCCAACCUGAAGUUCAGAGUCUGGGAGAAGAUGCAGGACACUGUCCAAUACACACCUGUACUUCUGGACCCCAACACUGUUCAUCCUGAACUCGUUGUAUCUGAUGAUCUGACCAGUGUGAGACUCAGUGAUGAGAGACAGAAACUUCCUGAUAAUCCAGAGAGAUUUUAUAAAUAUUGGUGUAUCCUGGGCUCUGAGGGCUUUAACUCAGGCACACACUGCUGGGAUGUUGAUGUUGGAGACUGUACAGGCUGGUAUGUGGGUGUGAUGACAGAAUCUGCUCAGAGGAAGGGGGGAAUAUACACCAGAAGUGGAAUCUGGUAUGUGUGGUUUUAUGAAGGUAAAUAUAGAGCACGUUCUACACCACAGAUAUUCACUCCCCUCUCAGUAGAACAGAGACUCCAGAGGAUCAGAGUGAAACUGGACUGGGACAGAGGAAAGCUGUCAUUCUUUGACCCUCUCACUAACACAUGCUUACACACUUUCACACAAACAUUUACUGAUACAUUACUGCCAUUCUUACAUGUUUUUGCUAAUGAAUCUCCUCUAAAGAUCCUCCCACUUCAGUGCUCUGUAAGAGUGAAUCAGAUCAGUUAGAGCUCAUAUUGUUCUAUUUCAGUUUAUUAAUGAAAUAUUGCAGAUUAAAUGAUUCAGAUUCUUUGUGAAAGUUUGUUGAAAGUUGAAAGAACACUUCAUUGUGAACUUAUUAGUCCUGUGGCCUUUGUAAAUAAUCAUAAGUAUACUGUAUUUUGUUACAGGAAAGGCUUUUGUCUUUUAUUUUGACAUUUCUGUAUUGCGAUUAUUUACUUCCGGUCCUAAGCUACGCCCUUUUUUUUUGUUUAAGAUGCGCGCUCGCCCUGGCUAGUGCAGUGUAUAGUAUAGCUCGGUAUGCCAAAUACGGCAAUAACUUCGAACCAGAGCCGUGGUUAAUGUGUUAAAGAUGUUAAAUAAACUGAGAUACUGUAUAAGCAUUCUGUCUGUUAAUGUGUUCGUUUUGCACAAAUGUAAGACAGCAGAUUGUGAACAAUGUUAGCUGAUCAUGAUAUCUUAGAUUAUUUGAAUUUAUUGAUGUAUUUUAAAUCAUUAACCAGAGACUUUUGCAUGUUUUGUUUACAUCUCAGCUCUUAUAUUGGUUAUAUGGUGAAUGGAUUAAUGUUCAUAAAGGAUUAAACAUCAUAAAACCAUCA
Messenger RNA from Tachysurus fulvidraco (yellow catfish), 2256 nucleotides. Its product is annotated as nuclear factor 7, brain-like. The transcript is spliced from 8 exons. Gene Ontology annotation, molecular function: zinc ion binding; protein binding. The record is from RefSeq and is a predicted model, not a curated record. The coding region runs from base 254 to 1666 and encodes 470 amino acids. NCBI's taxonomy places the organism in Eukaryota, Metazoa, Chordata, Actinopteri, Siluriformes, Bagridae.